UCAUACACAUACACACACUGCUACAUUUCGCAGUUUGGCGUUUUCAGCUGUUCAUUGCACCCAAGCCAAUUUUUUGUUGGAAGCCAAUUUGUGCAACUUUGAGAAAAUUGUGCAAUUCACUUGCAAUCCAGAUGGAAGAAUGGAAUUCGAAGUGAACGUUCAAAAUAUUGCAAUCACUAGUAUACGUUAAUCUACCAAUUGAGCCUGUUUGGAUUAGUUAAAACUGAAAAAUAUGGCUAGUUACCCACACUGCGCUGUGCGCGUUAAAGUCAAGAAAUGUGAGCCAAAUGUUCCGCCUGAGUGGCGCAAAUUUAGCGUCGAUCCGCAAAUCACAUCGCUGGAAGUACUCUACUCUUUGCUCGCUAAAGCCUUUGACAUCAAAUCGGAUUUCGCAAUCAAAUAUAAAGCUUUCGAUCCAGCAGGCAAUGAAAUGUACUUAUCUGUGUUGUCUGAUUGGGAUUUAGAUGCUGCUUUUCUCCGCAUUCAUAAUCUCUCCAUACAGACAGCUACGGAGCCGUGUCUUAUGCUGCAAAUCGAUAUUAAACCAUUUACAGAAGUACGUGAAUGGGACAUCGAUGCCGCAGCUACAGAGAGCGCUGUUCCCUGCAGUAGUGGUUGUGCGAGUGUAAAUUCACUUUCACCAAAUUUCUCCGCAAAUGCGGGAGUACGGGAAGCUGUCUCACCACUACAACAGUCAAUAGGUGCAUCGCAAAAGUAUGUGCAAAAUAUGCAGACAAAGCUACCAGGCCUGAUUAUGAACCAUAUGGAGAAAACUUUUUCGAUCGUUCAGAAAGCUUUCAAUCUGUCUGAGGAAACUAUGUCAUCGUUGCCGCCACGACCACCCUUGGCCGAUAUUGAGUUUCGAUUAUUUUUAGAUGCACUAGGACAAAUAAAACGGACCGAUGAAUUGCGUAAGGUUAUAUUCUUUGGAGGCAUUGAUCCAAGUUUGCGUCGGGUAGUGUGGAAACACAUUCUAAACGUAUAUCCACAUGGCAUGAAUGGUCACCAACGCAUGGAUUAUAUGCGCAGAAAGUCGGAGCAAUACAUUAAGCUACGCGAUACGUGGAAGAAUGCAGUGAAGCAAGGUUGCAUAGCGGGUGAGUUGUCAUACGUCACCAGUAUGGUAAAAAAGGAUGUUUUACGUACGGAUCGACUGCAUCCUUUCUACGCUGGUAGCGACGACAAUCAAAACAUAGCUUCGCUUUUCAAUAUCCUAACAACAUAUGCGCUCAAUCAUCCCUCGGUAAGCUAUUGCCAAGGCAUGUCCGACAUUGCUUCGCCUCUACUGGUAACCAUGAACGAUGAAGCGCAAGCAUAUAUCUGCUUUUGCGCCAUAAUGUCUCGUGUGAGAGGUAAUUUUAUGUUGGACGGCAUAGCAAUGACGCAGAAAUUCGCGCAUCUUACAGAGGCACUGAGUUAUUACGAUCCUGAAUUUUGGGAAUACUUAAAAUCGCAACAGGCGGAUGAUUUGCUGUUUUGUUAUCGCUGGCUCUUGCUCGAAUUAAAGCGUGAAUUUCCGUUCGACGAUGCACUACGCAUGCUAGAAGUACAAUGGAGUUCGUUGAAGUAUGAGACGAGUAUUGGCAAAGAACUGAAUUUAUUUGAAAAGGAGUUUGUGCCUAUUUCGGAUAGCCCCGCACCGACCACAUCCAGCUCGCUUUCGAGUUCGUAUGGUGCACCUAUAAGUCCCUCCUACAUGUUGGUGAAACAGCGUGAAAAUCCUUACACCAAGGUAUGCGCUCUUCGCCGUCAAAGCUCUUCAGCUUCAUUGAAUUCACUCAGCUCAUCACUUAGUGCUGGCGGCGGAGUGAUAAACAACUUGCGAUUAGAUGCAACGAAACGCCUUAAUCAGAGUCUCGAUGAUAAUAUGCCGCGUGCAGUGGCAUGCCGGCGACGACAUUCUUCGAAAGCUCACCAAAGCUUAGAUGAAUCCAAAAUGCUACUGUUGAUGGAGGGUAUGGAAGAAGUAAAACACGUCGAGCUAGAUAAUACAACGUCCAAAGUAAAGCCUGUUGAAUGUGCAGAGGAUGUCGAAGAUGACGAUGUCUUCACCAGCGCCGAUAGCAGCAUCAAUAACGACUACACAGAUAUUAAUCCAUUCACGUUUCAUCCAACCAAUCCAUUCCUAAAUGAUGGUCAUAUAAAUGAAGUAAUAGCUGAGUCGUACAAAUCUCCCUCAAAUUCCAAUACAUCAACGGCAGGUGAAGGUGUAACCAUGGGCAAUGAAAAAGUAGUUAGUGGUGAACUAGGAUUUAUGGAAAAAAUGCCACAACUUCCAAAAGGAAUUGCCAAAUUGCAAAAUAAGAACAUUUUAUCAAAUUACAAUGCUGUAAGCAACAUAAUAGCCAAACAGAUUGCAAAUGCUUCCAAUGUGGGUGAAAGUGUGCGGCGUGUAGGCAGUGGUGGGGGAGGGCAUUUCAAGGAUCUAAAGGAAAAAAUUGCUGCAACGAGCAGAAAAGGCAUUUCCUUCGAUGAAACGAGCAAUAACCCUACGGAAAGAUCCCAACAAAAGUUAGUAAAAAAUUUCAAUGAAUUUCUCAAUUUCGCUUCGUUGAAUAAAAAUCGUAUUGCGGAUAAAUUCUCCACAACAUCACCUACAUUAUCCGACAACAGUGGCACCAGCAGCAUGAACACAUGUGGCAAAGAAAGAUCCAAAACACCUUCACCCACACACGCCUACAUUCAGCCAUAUACAGCAACCACGUCAGCAACUGCCCUCACAACACCACAUCCACUCGUGCAACUAACGCGCAGCGGUUUUGUUUCCUCACUGGACGAAUCUGAUUCAUCGUCCGUGCCUGAUACCACAUGGAGCGGCUCUACCGCCGCGACAGCAAUACAACAGACAAACAAUGCCAGUAACAAUAGCUUGCACUUGGAGCUUGCAUCGCUGGAUUCUUCGACGGCUCAAACACCCGAUCGUACACCAACAUUCGAACGCAAAACUGAUAAAGAAGCAUUCACAGAAGAGCGUGAAGUGAGCACAAGUAAGUUGCAAGACGCGACGUGUAUACCCACAAAAAAAUUGCCAGCUGAACCAAGUCUAACGCCCGAUGACAGUCAGGAUCAAGAGUAUUACCCUAUGACAACCGCCAUCACACGGGAGUUGCGUUUAGAGGCAGACAAUUUAGAUCGGCAGUUAUUCGGUGAACCCGUCGGUAAACAACCAACCGUGAAUUGUGACAUAGAGUAUGAAAAAUUGGAUAAAGACUCGUUAGAAUUGGUGGAGGAUCUAAAAGAAAAUGAAAUCGUUGCAUGUCCUGAUAUUAGUGAACUGCUAAUACGCCGGCGCAACCGCAACAGUCGCACCAAAAGCAGUUUAGAACCGCUCCAACAAGUAUCCACCAGUACAGCGUGGCGGGUGGAUGUCGAUGAGCUGCCCAAUGUCACAAUUGAUAAUAAUUCAAAUGACGCGCAAACAUAUAGCGCCGAUAGAAUUACUGCAUCACCAGCGCAGAGCAUACUCAAUCCCUUCGUCGAUCCUACAGCGAACCUGCUGAUGGAUGGCGUGUCGGGUGUUUUGCCCAACAGUAGCAGUUUACCGGAAGUGUUGGUGCCGAUUUCCACAGACACCGCCAACGCAUCACCUGUAGAGUUGGCUACAAAUGCAGUUGAUGAAAUUACCUUCGCUAAAUCACCAGGACGAAGUGCGGCGGUCGCUGGUGAACGGGCAUUUGGUAGUUCUGUUACAGUGGGACCAACGCCACCAGUCUUGCCACCACCCACCGAGUUUGGUGGUGGCAAUCCUUUCCUGAUGUUUCUCUGCUUAACACUGUUGCUACAGCAUCGCCAAACAAUUAUGAAAAGUGGCAUGGACUACAACGAGAUAGCGAUGCACUUCGACAAGAUGGUGCGCAAACACGAUGUCAUACGCGUACUGAAUCAAGCGCGUCGCAUGUAUAUUGAUUAUCUGAAAACGCAAAAUGCCUAUAAGCAGCGAUUACAGCAGGCGACUGAGCAUGCGACAAGCAAUGAUAUCAACAGGAAUUUAAAAGCAAGUGAUGCAACAGUGCCGGCGAUACAGCACACGGGUGCCAGCUACUGUGGCACGCUCAGUACAGCAGCAAAGUCAUAGACCAGCAAUCGGUGGAGAGGUUGUUGAAUUGUCCAGAGAAAAAGCAGCAAAAAUGCAAAAGAAAAUCAGCUACAAAGAAACACCAAAGAACUUUUACAAAGCUAGCCUAGAUAGCCAGCCUCGAAAUUGUUCCUGCUAUUUUUCCCCUAUCAAUUUGCGAUGUAAUUUCCUUUACUUUUACUCAACCUUGAAAUUUUACUAGUCUAGUUUCUUUAUUUGCUUUGAUGUAAAUGGCCGGGACAGCGAAGGUCCUCGUAAUGCUGGGUUAUUUGAGUUAUAUUUAUGUUGAUUUUUCGUUCCUGAAUCCGCUUGUUGGAUUUAGAGGUAACACACGCAGUGCCGAAACCUGCUUGAAAACUUUCAAGCAUUUGUUAGUUUAAGUGCAGAGUUGCUAAACUGUACGCGUAUGUACCGUUAUUAUGGCAGCUUCUUGUAUUUAAUGAUUUCUAUCGUCUAAUUUUUUUAAAUUGUGUUGAAUAAUUUUUGUUUUGAAUCGACGGUUUUAUAUUUCUGUUAGUGUCUUUCGUUUUCAUUUGCUAAUUGAAUUUCGUUUGAUUUAGCAUUUGUUUUUAUGUUGUGUUCGAAGUAUAUAACGUUCAGCGGAAUUUACUUGUUUUGGUUUUUUUUCUAAUUCGUUGCAGUUUCUUUAGAUAGAUUGGCUUGUAUAUGUAGUUGUUUUUUUUUAAUCGAGGAGCCAUUUUGUGACUACUUUUUUAAUACUUUAUCAUGUAAAUUAAAGCCAGAGGAAGCGGUUUGUUCUUCAAAAGACUUUUAGGUUUAAGUGACGUAGUGGCGAAGUGAAAGUAAUGCCUUCAAUAUGAGAUUCGUGAGGUGAAAAAUUAAAAAGAUAAGGAACAUAUCGUUAUUUUAAAGGCAACAAUUAGGCUUAGCGAUAUCAACGAACUGAGUGGUUCUAGCUUCGUCUAUUUGUAUGUCGCCUGUUUUAUAAUAUAUUGUUUCUUAAAUAAAAUUGUAACUUGAUGCUUUUA
Messenger RNA from Anastrepha ludens (Mexican fruit fly), 5064 nucleotides. RefSeq lists its product as uncharacterized. Gene Ontology annotation, molecular function: GTPase activator activity. NCBI's taxonomy places the organism in Eukaryota, Metazoa, Arthropoda, Insecta, Diptera, Tephritidae. Gene Ontology annotation, biological process: activation of GTPase activity; regulation of autophagosome maturation. Gene Ontology annotation, cellular component: autophagosome. The record is from RefSeq and is a predicted model, not a curated record. The coding region runs from base 233 to 4075 and encodes 1280 amino acids. The transcript has 5 exons.